AUGGACUAUGCGCGCCUCCGCGCGGCCGCCAUGAGCGGCGAAGACGAGGAGGCGGUCACGGUCGACACCAGGGCGCUCAUCGACAAGGUCCUCGCACGAUACUCGGGAGAGUGGACGACGUUGAGAGAGCUCAUCCAAAACGCCGCGGAUGCACAAGCUACGACUGUCAAAAUAAGUUGGGAAACGCUGCCGUCGACACAGGUUCCGCUCCCAGCAACCACCAACCAGUCCGAGCUCAUCAAGCAUGCGAUAUCCCACCACACACUGCGGCGACUUGUCGUUGAGAACAAUGGGCAACCCUUCACCAAGACCGAUUGGGCGAGGUUGAAGAAAAUCGCCGAGGGUAACCCAGACGAGACCAAGAUUGGCGCUUUCGGUGUUGGAUUCUACAGUGUAUUCGCCGACUGCGAGGAGCCCUUCGUCAGUUCCGGCGAUGAAGCCAUGGCCUUCUACUGGAAGGGGCACGCGCUUUUCACAAGGAAGGUGACUCUGCCUCCUGGCCAGGGAAGCCCGAAUACGUCGUUCGUCCUCGAUUACAGAAGCACUACCACACCCCUUCCAAACCUGCUAUCCGUGAGCCAGUUCCUCGCUACGAGCUUGACGUUUGUUUCCCUACAAAACAUCGAGUUCUGGAUAGACGGCUGGAAAGUGCUGGAGCUGCAUAAGGAGCCGUCAUCGUGCCUAAACCUGGACAUUCCGCGAGACUUGGAGACCAAGACCAAGGACGGGCUCAUGAAGCUCACUUCAGCUGACAGCACCGGCAUUAAAAUCGAAGCCACAUUCAUGAGUGUUAUCGGUUGGAAACCACAAACUGUAGCAUCAGCCACCAAGUCCAACGACGCUUACUAUUCCUCUGAACUUCCUUCACUGAAGAACUUCUUCUCGAGGCUCACAUCGGGCUCAUCGUAUUCCGCAACCCGGACCAAGGCGGCGAAGGAGGAGAAGGCGAUCCAGGAUACAAUAACAGAGGAUCUUACGGCGCCGUCAACGUCGGUCAUCUUCCUCCGCGUAACCUCGGCACAGAUAGCCACCCGCGUUUCUGCUUCGUUCGCUGCCGAAUUGGAGCGGGCGACCAAGAAGCCGCCUCCCAAAACCACAAAGCUCUCCAUCCUGACUUCGUCGUACGACGCGACUGUGGCCUCGGCAGAGGCGUCGUCGAACCAAGCCUCUAAGAUUGCCGAUGUCUUCGCCUCAGUCCUUCCUAGCAAAAAGCCGGGUGGCCGCAUCUUCAUCGGCUUCCCAACCACGCAGACGACCGGCGCUGGCAUGCACAUCUCGGCCCCCUCGGUGAUUCCUACGGUCGAGCGCGAGGCCAUCGACCUGAACGCCCGUUGGGUGCGGUCCUGGAACAUGGAGAUGCUGCGUGCGGCCGGCAUCAUGUCCCGGCUUGCCUUUGCAGACGAGAUGGCAGGCCUGAAUGACAAGCUCAAGAGGUUGUCCGAGGCCAGCGGCAAAAAGGGAUCCGGCCCCUCGCUGUCUGAUGUGCAGAAAUGUAUCCCCGAGGCUCUCCAUAUCUUGAGAACAUACAGCUUCCAAGAUUCGACCCCAAGUGCGCAGGUGUCCCAAAUCAUCGAAGAGGCGUUCUGGAUGGCCUCUAAAAGCCCAUCUGUCGAUGUAUUGUCUUCUCGCGGAGUGCUGCCCACAACGAAAGUCCGCACUUCAUCUGACGAGGUUGCCAAGUUUGUCGGCGCAAUCCCGGUGGUCCUGAAGGAGAUGAGAGAGGAUCCGUUCAUCCAGCGGUUAAUUGACUUUGGUUUGAUUAGAGACGUCACGGUCGAUGAUAUCUGCCAGGAGCUCGGGGCCAAAGCCCUGGAUAAGGACCAACUGAGCCACUUCCUCCAGUGGAUCACCCAAGGUGCUUACACCGGGGAGCUUGACACCCAUGACGUCCAGCGGCUUUUGAACGUCGCCGUAGCCACCAUCACCGAUGGCGGUGAUUCCGGCGGGAUCAUCGCGCUCGGGGCCAUCAAGAACUAUCCCAACAACAGAAUCCCGCCGACGCUUCCAUUGCCACCUACUACUCUCCCCAUGGCAUUUACAGCACCCAUUGCCGAACCCCGGCUUCAAGCUCUGGGCUGGGAGCCUCUGGCCAUAGUCCCUUGGCUGAGGUUCUUGAUCGAAUCAGCGCCCGGGAACGCCGAUGAGCAGAACCUGAAAAAGUCGGACAAGUUUGCUCUCCAAGUCCUGACUGUUCUCUCGAAGAACUGGGACAACCUGAACCAAACCUCGAAGACGUCGGUGGUGUCAGCGUUGCAGCACGUUACCGUUAUGCCGACCAAAGCGGGCAUGAGAAAGCCUAACGAGUCUUUCUUCCCCUCUGUGAGGCUAUUUGACGAUCUACCGACGCUCGAGGGCUGUGCGAAUCUCAAGGACAAGUUUCUGACCGCCCUGGGUGUAAGAAAGACGGUCGACUUAGACACAAUCUUCACCCGGCUAUUGAGCCCGGCUCCGGCAGCGGGGGAUGGUGUGGCCCAUGCCAAAUGGAGCCACAUGGAGCUCAUCAAGUAUCUCACUUCGGUAAAGAACGAUAUUCCUGCUGCCGACAUGAAGAAGCUCCGGGAAUCGCCACUGUGCCCUGCCGAGGCUGGUCCGCGUGGGAUGGAGCCUACGAAGGGCUCGAAACGGCUGUACAGGGUGUCGGAGCUCUUCGAGCCCAAGGACUCGCUCAGGGCGCUAGGACUGCCCAUACUUCAAUGGCCAGGCCCGCCGGGGAGUUUUAGAAAUACUAGCGCAGAGGCACGGUUCCUGUACAGCCUUGGGCUGCGUUCAUGUCCGGCAGUCCCAGAGCUUGUCGAGAUGAUGGCUUCGUCAGACGAAAGUCUUCGAGCAAGCGCUAUGUCGUAUUUCAUCGCCAACCAUCACCUCAACGGAUACACGGCCUUCGACAUGUCGUUCACUGACAAAUGCAUUCUUCCAAUCGAAGGCAAGGAGAAGAAGCUGGUUCCACCAUCCGCCUGCUACGCGAACGAGAGGGCGGCCGUCCUUGGCUACAAUGUGCUCAGGAAAGACUUGCACCCGCAUGCUGCCAAGUUUGGCGUGGCUCGCGAUCCUCCCAUCACGGGAUGUGUGGAAAGGCUCAUCGCGAAGCCUCCCCAGGACCGCAGCAUGGCGAUCACGCUGUUCGAGUAUUUCACGACGCGGCUCGGCGAUCUGGGGCAUAAUAGCCUGGCCAAGCUACGAGAUGCUGCGAUCGUCCCUGUGAUGAGGCAACAGGAUCGCCGCUCAGGAGUUGGGGAGGUAAAGGGAUCAACUCUGGCCCACCUCCGGCCUCCUCAUUGUUACCUGGGGAGCUCGUCCACAUACAAGGAUAUCUUUGACUUUGUCGACUUUGGAGCCGACGCGAACACCUUCCUUUUCAAGUGUGGUGCUAAGAGCGAGCCGACCAAGCACGAGAUUGCCCAGCUGGCUUGUACCGAGCCGGCACGGCUGUUGAGCAUCCUCCAGAGCCCGGAAAAGUACCUUAAUCUCCUCAAGUCCAUCGCUGAAGACUUUGGGACCCUAAAGAGGGACAAGGAGCUCCUCAGGAAAAUGAGGACGUCAACAUGGCUGCUUGGUUUCCGAGAGCUGUCGUCUGGAAAGAGCCAGGCAUCCGAGGCUCUCGAUGAGGAUGACGCUCCGAUCAAACAUUACCAACUCGCAGCCGCCGACAACAUUGUCAUCCUUGACGAUUACAUCAGCUAUCGGUUGUUCAAGGAGGCGCUACUGUGCGCUCCCGAGGACGACUUUCUCGAGGCCUUCUACAUGGGCCUAGGGUCCGGCACCCUGGGCAGCAAAGUCAAGGAAGAUUUGUUCGUGGGACACAGCACGAGAAAUCAGGAGGGAGCUGAGUGGCUGCGGAAGCAUGUGCUCGAGCGCUCCAAGCUCUUCUUGCACGAGUACUCCAAGGACAAGCACGACGCCGUCAAGCACGAUACUCAGUGGCUCGAGAAGAACCUACUGGUGUCGAGCGUCUCCUCGCUCGGGCUGCGGCGAUCCCUGAGGGGCCACGCCAAAUCGCACCAGGAGAAGCGGUCGGCGGCGAGUUACAAAACGGCCAGCGGAUGGAUGCUUUAUGUCGCCGCUGAGGACAAACCCGACAUGUACCAAGUCGGCCAGGCCAUCUGCCAGCUCCUGCUAAAUCGCCCCAACCAGCACGCCUACUUCUUCUUUGAACCCUUCUUGAAGCUUGGCCUGCUCGACCUACGAGCCCGUGGGUAUAACGUCGACCGGAUCCUACGUGUAAAGGCGGCCCAAGCCCGGCUGGCCGAGGAGGAACGUCGCAAGGCGCUGGAGGCAGAACAGACGAGGAUCCGGGAGGCCGAGAAGGAGUGGGCCGCGCAGAAUACCGUCCGGGAUGUCAAGACCCCUGAGCGGGCCCGGGACCGCAUGCCGGGCAGCUUCGACCAUUCCCCAGACGACAGCCCUACUACGCUGCCGCCGCCGCAGCCACAGCAGCCCAGGGCCGGCGGCGGCAGCCUCUUUUCGAACCUCUCCCGCCGUCUGGGGUUCGAAACCGCGGACGACAAACCCCCGCCACCACCACCCCCUCAGCAGCUAACCUCGACCCCGAUCCCAACCGAGGACGGCAAAAAAGCCACAUCGGACGGCAACCGCGUCACCUCGCCAGCCACGGUCCAGCAAAACCUCCUCAACGCAAUCCAAUCGACGCGCGCAUACGACUCCUCCACGCUCUUCUCCCCACCCCGGCACACCCAAGUACAGGAACAGACGUCGUACUGCGACAGCAUGGCCGGGCAGAACCUCGUCUUCGCGGCCGAGGCGCCGCGCGGCAUGCGCGUCUUCCUCGCGCGCGACCUGUCGACCGACCACGGCCAAUUCGUCGCCUCGCGCGUCGACGCCAUCGCCCGCUUCGAGGGCCUCCUGCGCGACGUCGCGUCCGUCUAUGGGCUGGCUGACCGCGUGCUGCAUAUGUAUUACGAUGAGAAGGGCGGGACGAUCGCGUUUAACAGCUCGGGGAGCGUGUUUUGUAAUAUGCGCUUUUGGGAGCAGUUGCAUGGGGGGAUGUUGGAGGGGAGGGGGAGGGUGGAGGCGGCGACGUGGUGGUGGGUGGUGCUGGCGCAUGAGCUGGCGCAUAAUUUGGUGACGGUGCAUGGGUCGGAGCAUAGUUACUACUCGGAGUCGUUUGUUCAGCAGUACUUCCCCAAGAUGAUGGCCAAGGCGGCGCAGUGGAUGGCUGUGCCUGGUGUCGCUGCUGCUCCUGCUGCUGCUCUUGCUCCUGCCCCGACGGCUGGGGGUGCUGCGCAGGCGCCGCCGCCGCCGUAUAGCUUGUGACUCGCCGGGCAGGUUUGGGGGUAGCAUGGUGUUUGCUAGAUGUAGGUGGGACUGGGUGGGAAUGUGGGUUUAUUUGUGAUAGAUGCACUCGGUGUGUUACGACCCUUUUGUCUCUUACGGGAUGCAUUUUCUGGAUGAGUUGGGUUUGCAUCAGACCGGGGGAUUUAUGGGUAUAUCAUCGACAUUGUUUUCCGCGGGAGACACUAC
This is a messenger RNA of Chaetomium fimeti, 5478 nucleotides long. RefSeq lists its product as uncharacterized. The coding region runs from base 1 to 5271 and encodes 1756 amino acids. The record is from RefSeq and is a predicted model, not a curated record. NCBI's taxonomy places the organism in Eukaryota, Fungi, Ascomycota, Sordariomycetes, Sordariales, Chaetomiaceae. The transcript has 2 exons.